AUGAAUGACAAUCUCUGUGUCUCUAUGUUAAAAUUGGCUAUUAAGGAGGCAAAGAGCACUGCCGGAAUUCAGAAAAUUGCACAGGUAUGUAAUAGAGAUGGAAGCACUGGAGAGCUUUCAUAUAAAAUCAUCGAAAUUAUAGGAAGAGGGACGUUUGGAUUUGUAUCAAAAAUAGAAACAGCUGCAGGAAGCGUUUAUGCUCUGAAAACUGUCUACGAGAAUAAUAAAUACAACAAUAGAGAAUUGGACAUACUCCUGAAGAUUGAUCAUCCUAAUAUAAUCAGGUUGCAUUCAUACUUCUUCUCGCAUGCAACGGUAGAGGGUCAUUAUCUUUACAUGUGUUUUGAGUAUAUUCAUACUAGCUUCCAGGAUUUUGUGAUAGAUAAGGCCAGGGAUGUUUGCCUUGUAAAGCAUCUAUAUAGACAGGCAGUAGAGGGGUUGAACUAUUUGCAUUUGAAGGGCAUCUGCCACAGAGACAUAAAGCCUUCUAAUCUUCUUGUAGACCAAAAUAUGAAUCUCAAAAUAUGCGAUUUCGGGUCUGCUAAACUUCUUCGUCGGAAUGAGAGCAAUAAUCAUUAUAUCUGCACUAGGUACUACCGAUCUCCCGAGAAUUUGAUGGGACAUGCCAGAUAUUCAACCAAAGUAGACAUUUGGGCACUUGCGACUGUCUUUUGUGAGUUUAGGACCGACUUCCCGAUUUUUAAAGGGAAGAAUACAAUAGAUGUAUUGGAGAAAAUCUUUGAAAAAAUUAAAGUGUCGCAGAAGCUACUGAAAAAGUACGGCUACAAACGCAGGUAUCUUGAGAAGAGGAUAGAGCCAACAACAAACUUUAAUGAAUACCUCAUGGGACAUUUUCAUGACAAACCACUGGUGGAUGUUCUUGUAUCAUCCCUGGAAAUAGAUCCAAAAAGACGGAUUGACACAGAAGCAAUAUUACAAAGAAAAAUGUUAGAAUGA
Vittaforma corneae ATCC 50505 is the source of this 957-nucleotide messenger RNA. RefSeq names its product CMGC/GSK protein kinase. Gene Ontology annotation, molecular function: ATP binding; protein serine/threonine kinase activity. The coding region runs from base 1 to 957 and encodes 318 amino acids. Gene Ontology annotation, biological process: protein phosphorylation; signal transduction. The record is from RefSeq and is a predicted model, not a curated record. Lineage: Eukaryota; Fungi; Microsporidia; Nosematidae. Gene Ontology annotation, cellular component: cytoplasm. The transcript has a single exon.